Messenger RNA from Notothenia coriiceps (black rockcod), 1328 nucleotides. Its product is annotated as E3 ubiquitin-protein ligase HECW2-like. NCBI's taxonomy places the organism in Eukaryota, Metazoa, Chordata, Actinopteri, Perciformes, Nototheniidae. The transcript has 4 exons. The record is from RefSeq and is a predicted model, not a curated record. The annotation marks the transcript as partial.
GGUCCAGCCUGUGAGUUUCCCUCUGUGUCGCCGCCUGCCUACUGAACACGUAAGCGGCAAUUUGCAGUUCAAAGUGGAACCUACAUCGACUGGUCCUGAUGGGGCCUCCCCCGAGUCUAUCAUCGACAUUUCAUCCUUGAAUGGAGCUCCAGGGACUCCAUCCGAUGAUGAAGACCUGCCCCAUCACCUUCCAGGAAUCUUAUCUUCGGUCCCUUCUCCUACCGGUUCCCAGGGCUCCCAAAUCAUGUGGGAAGGCGGGGCCACCGCCUACCCAGAAAAGGAACUGCCUCUUGUGGGAGCUGAGAGCAGAUUUGUGGAGCAUGAAAGCCUGUCGUGCCAUGAAAUGCUCCAGAGGUCUCUCAGUGAGGGCCUGGCUGCCAUCGAGGCCCCCAAAGGCCCCGGUGAAAGACCCCUGGGUGCAGCCUCACCUAAACUUCGCUCUAGCUUCCCCACUCACACAAGACUCAGCGCCAUGUUGCACAUCGACUCAGACGAGGACGAUGAUCGGUCCGGGGCCAACGACAUCUUUCCCAUGCCGCUGUCCCCGCUGCUGAUGAAUGGAGAUCCUCCAGAUGUCAGCGGCCCCGAUGAAGAUGACCCUUUUCCUGAGUUCCAGCAGGAGCAGCAUCAGCUGGAGCCUGCAGCGCUGGUGGAGGAGCCUGGGGGGGCGGGUGGAGCAGAAGCCCUGCCCCCUGAGGCAGAGGGGGCCCUGGAGAUGGGGCUGGACUUGGAGGAUGUGUUGGAGCCUGAUGUCUUCUCCGAAGUGGAAGAGGCCCCUUUUACAGAAGCCGUGUCCCACAACGCUGUGCUAGAGGGUGAAGGGCACGAGGAGGGGAGGGGCCCUGGCGAGGACCCCUCCUCAGAUAUGGACACCUGCUCCAUGGCAACAGCCCCGCAGACAGCCUUGUCAUCAUCAGAGAGCUGUCCAAUCACUGCCAAAACUGCCGUGGAAGCGGAGGAAGGAGCGGAGACGGCCAUAGAUCCGGGGGGAGACGUGGUUUCGGGAACCCCUCCUACAAAUCAAGCUGUGGAUGAUGAAGGGGGUGGGCAGGUCGCUCCAUCUGAGGCUGCAGGAGAGCCCCCCCCAGUCACCGAGCAGAUGGGGGAGGAGCUCAGUGUGAGGAGGCUGAGCCUGCAGGCUGCAGGGGGCGUGGCCGAAACACAGGAAGGGGAGGAGACUAAACCUUGCGAGGAGGCGGGCUCUGCUGACUCCACAGAAACAGAUGGAGAGGAAGGCUCUCACGUUAAUGGCCAUCCUGUACGUUCACUUCCUUCUGUGCGUCAUGACAUCCACCGAUACCAACGUGUGGACGAGCCUCUGCCUCCCA